AUGCGGUUGUCUAAUCGUUGCCUCAUAAAGCGGGAUUUUGAUGCUUGGGCUUAUAACAUAUACUGGCCGCAGAAAAAGGCGUUUCUUCCACUAAUGGGCUUCGCGAGUUUAACAGUUGAGGAUAUUAAGUUUGCAUACAAUGCGUGGUGUCUCUUGCGUCUCGCAAUGUUUUAUGGUGCCACACACCCAAAGGUUCUCAGUCCAUUAGUGAACUGCACUCCAUCAAUGGACAUCAUACAUGGCGGAAAUCGAAUUUUUUACAUGCACUCGCAAGUGUCCACUCCCCUUUCACAACGAAAAAUAAAAGUUGCACUAACUCCCUGCCAUCCCGGGGCACAAUUACUGCAGUCAUUUCCGUGGGAAACUGCAGCUCAACAGGGCGGUUGGGGUUCAACGGAGGGCGAUGAUAAUUGCGGCGUGGAGAUAAUUCUCGGAAUGGAAAAUGGCAUGUCUGAAGAGGUACGUGCGGGAUGUGAUUAUUGCCUUUACGUGCCUCAAUACGGUUCUGUAGGUUCACUUUCAAUGCUUUCAGCAAUGGCAAUUGCCGUACAUUUGGCCUUCUGUGCGCGGUGGAUGAGGCGGGGUACUGAAGUGAAUGAACGACUUGUACCAUUUUUGGGGGCAUAUGCCUUUGAGCAGUGACGCCAAUGGCACAAUUGCGCCCUGUACGCUUCCACAUGAGAAAAAUCUUAUACACUUUAGUAAUGAAGAAAUUCGAGCUUUACUUGCGGAGAGGCGCCUGCAGUAUCGAAUGCAGCUUUCCGUGAUGGUAUAUAAUGAGUUUGGUGAUCGCAACAUUGGGGCCAUCAUGCGCAAUGCAAAUGUGUUCAAUUGCGAGGAACUUAUUGUUCUGAAUCGUCGCAAGUUUAACCGGCGGGGUGCCGUUGGUACACAUCAUGUGCUCACGACGACAUUUCACGCUACUUUGCACGACAGGAGUUGUCAGUCACGUUUGCAGGGUUAUGUGUUGUGGCUACUGCAUCAAUAUUAUCCAUAUCUGAAAGUUUAUGGUGCAUCUCCAUCUCCAUCUAAUGAUAAUGAUAAUGAUAAUGAUGUUGCCACUUUCCUUCGACACGACAACAUUCACUUGCAACGUUGGCUUCGAUGUAAUGGUUACCAACACAAUGAAGCGGGCCCAAUCGCUAAUAUAACUGCAAGUUUUGGAACUGGUGACCACUGGGUUCAUCUUAUUGGAAAGGAAGUUUAUCUUGACGAUGAGAGUUCACUUGUGUCCGCAGUAAAGUCAGCUGCUGCAGCGGGAUAUCGCGGCAUAAUGUUAGUGGUUCCUGAAGAGGGCGCAACAUUACCAUUAGAAUUGGUGAAAGAGUCACAACGCGUAGUUUUUAUUGCACAUCCCAAUCGACUUGCACGGGAUGUGCAGCGUGGACUUAAUGGUGCACUCGCGACGGCGGUUGCUCUCGAGCGCCUUCGAACCGCAAUCGAUAAUAUUUAA
This is a messenger RNA of Trypanosoma brucei brucei TREU927, 1453 nucleotides long. Lineage: Eukaryota; Euglenozoa; Kinetoplastea; Trypanosomatida; Trypanosomatidae. The record is from the annotation of a RefSeq genome assembly.